This is a messenger RNA of Amoebophrya sp. A120, 1857 nucleotides long. The record is from the annotation of a GenBank genome assembly. Lineage: Eukaryota; Dinophyceae; Syndiniales; Amoebophryaceae.
AGCACACAAUCUGAAUCAGCUACAGACUACGUGUUGGAUGCAUGCAUUUGGAGGUACGGAAAAAUCUACAUAAGAAUGAGUCCUCGUGUAGAUGGCCCGGAGCAGCCAUUUUCGCACAGCAAGGAAUGCUUUUCAUCAUCUUCGUCUCGACAUAGUACAGAAGAAACAAAGACGAACAUGCAGGCCGGUGCGGAUUAUCCGGACCAGCAUCCAGUAGUGGCAGAGGCGGAUGGUAAUCACGUAGGAAUAAAUUAUCUUCCACCUGCCGAUGCUCUUUUACACGUGAUCCAAGCAGAGCUGGCGCAGGCGGUUUCGCAAACCAUGCUGCGCUCUCCUGCUGAAGUAGACCCUUGUUUCUACCACGGCUGUGCUCCCGGCAGGACAACAACUUCUCUGUCGUGUAGUAGUGCGAAAACUCCUGCUGCUGAACAGACUGAUGAAGAUGACAACUACAGCAACUACGGCCACAGUAAAAAUUAUCCAGGACCACGUAGUGGUGGUUCUCGCGUUGAUCAUUCUGCAGCGCCGUCUCCUCCUUCAUCUGCAGUCACGACCGCAGCUUAUCCCACAGAAAAAAGCUGCAGGGCAUACUUGUAAUGCAAAAAUACAUACACAGAACCAGAGUUCUUGGCCCCACAGCAUGCUGUUUAAGUAGGAUAUGCAAUACAGAUUUUUUUCGUGUAUUUACUUUCGCAUUACAAAUUAAUAUGGCGAUGGCCUGCCUGCUUUUUUCUUUGUGAUACAGUUUCAGCGCGCCAGCAGGUCCUGGACGAGCUGGCUGAGCAGCUUUGGUAUCAAAUGCAAAAAUGUCUGGGUCUGGAAGGUUGCCAGGUUUGUCAUGCAUAUUUUGCAUGACCCACGAUGUCUGUAAUGCAUGAUCUAGCAUCACAGAUUUUUAGAGGGCUUCCUGAUGCCUAUUUCGCAUGAAAAAUGCCCUCCCCGCGUAGCACAAGCUGGGCUCCUCUUGCUGGUCAUGCAAUACAGAUUUGUUUACAGUCCAACGGUAGCAUCACAAGUUCCAACCUUCCAGACCUAGACAUGUUUGCAAUGCAUAUUUGGAAGGCACCGGGGAUGCGGGACAAGCUUGCGCCGCUCGUCGAGCGACAUCGAAAGUGGCGCGAAAGAAGAACGACCCGGAAUGAAGAUACGAAUUUGUUGUGCGGGAGAGGGAAGGAUGAAAUUCGCCGUGCGAGGACUGCAAGCCGUGGAGGGGGAGCAGAUGCGGAGGAGAUCGAAAUUAGUGUCGAAGUUGCAUCACUUGCGGUUUCGUCUUCUUCAAAUGGGGCGCUUAUUUCCUGAAUGUGAACAACAGUACUGCUACCGGUCGAAAAAAGAAGCGCCUUUCGUGAGGAGAUGAGACACCAGCUGGAGUUCCAUCCAUCGCUUGGACAGAUUUUGUUCCUAGGAGGAGUUGGAGGAGGUGUCACUCAUUUUUGGCAAUAAGAAAGUAGUAGUUUGGAAAGUUCGGUAUCGGUAUAAAAUUUUGCUUACGUUGCUGUGAAUAUUUGUUCCGAGUAGUACUUUUUUAGCUAUUAUAACAGAUAAAAAUAGAUGAAAUUUUCGUGUUUCGAUCUUGCGUGCAGCUUCAUUGUUGUUUGGGUUAGAAGAAGCAUCUCUACGAUUGGAUCCACGGCUCAACAAGAUUAUCUUGUCUGCAGAUUUUUUUGCAAGAUUUGGUUUGGAUAUAGAAGCGGACAAGUAGAAGAGCCUCAAAUGAACUGAAGUUUCCUCAAGUACUUGCUAAAGAUGGUUAAGCAGCAUCACCAUGCAGCGCGGUACGCUGCUGAAAAUAAAUCAUCCGUUGCGCAAGGAGAAAACCCUCUUACAUAAGCAUAAGGAUAAAUCAGAGCAAGCAAU